GGGGCCCUGGCUGAGGGAGCUCCGGGGGCCCUCAGACAAGGGGAGGAUAGUGUCCCCUCUGGGCCACAAGUGCCCAGGGAGGCUGCUUCCGGGAGCAGCUCCGAGCUGAGUCUCAGAGACUCAAAGUCAGCAUUUCCCAAAGAGAGUCCAUCAGCGAUUUCAUGCAAAAAGAGUCCUGUGAACCAGAAAGACUGGGAAAUGUUUCGGUGUGUUUAAUUCAGCAGGUUUCUUUCCUGCAGGACUUCUCAGAGCCUUUGAGUUGCUAAUGUGCACAGGGAAUCUUUAUAGAGGAGGAGGAGGAGGAGGGUGAGCCCUGCACUGCCUGUGACCAGAUACUGGUGUGGGUGGGUGUGGCUGCGUGUGCAGCUUCUCACAGCCCCGGUGUGAGCAGAGCACACCCCAGGAAAUGCAGAUACAGGGUUAAGAAACAGCCUUGGCCGUGGAGUGGGGCAGGUUUGGGUUCGAAUCCCAGCUCUAUUGCUUCCCAGCCGGGGGGCCUUGGACGAGUAGAGCUGAGGACCCCGUGUGUCUGGUCAGCCCAGCCUGGAUGCAAAGGAGGACGCGGGUGGCGCAGUGAGCAAGGCCUGGUGGCUGCAGCAGUUCAGACCCAGCGUUGCCCAUGGAGCUGCAGGCCGAGGGGGCCCCUCCCCAUACGCGCCGGCCAGGCUUGGAGAGGCCAGAGGCCUAGGCCCACAGGGCAGGGGGUUGGCAGACAGAUGCUCCCCAGGCCGUGGGGUCUCUUGAGUCGGCUGCCGGGUGGGGGUGCCAAGGGAGGAGGAUGCCGACCAAGGGGCGCUACUUCCUCAACGAGGGCGAGGCGGGCCCGGACCAGGAUGCGCUCUACGAGAAGUACCGCCUCACCAGCCAGCACGGGCCCCUGCUGCUCACCCUCCUGGUGGUGGCUGUCGUCGCCUGCAUCGCUCUCAUCGUCAUCGUUUUCAGCCAGGGGGACCCCUCCGGGCACCAGGCUGUCCUGGGGACGGCAUUCUUCACGCUCGCCGUGUUCGUGGCUCUCUACGUGCUGGUGUAUGUCGAGUGCCUCGUCCGGCGGUGGCUCAGGGCCUCAGCACUGCUUAUCUGGGCCUGCCUUGUGACGCUGGGCUACGUGUUGGUGUUCGACGCCCAGAGCAAGGGGGCCUGCGCGUGGGAGCAGGUGCCCUUCUUCCUGUUCGUCGUCUUCGUGGUGUACACGCUGCUGCCCUUCAGCAUGCAGGGAGCCGUCGUGGUGGGGGUUGUCUCCAGCACCUCCCACCUCCUGGUGCUCGGCGCUGUCAUGGGGGCCUUCACGAAGCCCAGCGUGAGCCUGGGGCUGCAGCUGCUGGCUGAUGCUGUCGUCUUCCUGUGCGUGAACCUCACGGGCGCCUUCCACAAGUACCAGAUGCAGGACGCCUCCCGUGACCUCUUCACCUACACCGUGAAGUGCAUCCAGAUCCGUCGUAAGCUGCGCAUCGAGAAGCGCCAGCAGGAGAACCUGCUGCUGUCGGUGCUGCCGGCCCACAUCUCCAUGGGCAUGAAGCUAGCCAUCAUCGAGAGGCUCAAGGAGCGUGGGGACCGCCGCUACAUGCCCGACAACAACUUCCACAGCCUCUACGUCAAGCGGCACCAGAACGUCAGCAUCCUCUACGCUGAUAUCGUGGGCUUCACGCAGUUGGCCAGCGACUGUUCCCCCAAAGAGUUGGUGGUGGUGCUGAACGAGCUCUUUGGCAAGUUCGACCAGAUCGCCAAGGCCAAUGAGUGUAUGCGGAUCAAGAUCCUGGGCGACUGCUACUACUGCGUGUCGGGCCUGCCCGUGUCCCUGCCUACCCACGCCCGGAACUGCGUGAAGAUGGGGCUGGACAUGUGUGAGGCCAUCAAGCAGGUGCGGGAGGCCACGGGCGUGGACAUCAGCAUGCGUGUGGGCAUACACUCUGGGAACGUGCUGUGUGGGGUCAUCGGGCUGCGCAAGUGGCAGUACGACGUGUGGUCUCACGACGUGUCCCUGGCCAACCGGAUGGAGGCGGCUGGAGUCCCCGGCCGCGUGCACAUCACAGAGGCCACGCUGAAGCACCUGGAUAAGGCGUACGAGGUGGAAGACGGGCACGGGCAGCAGCGAGACCCCUACCUGAAAGAGAUGAACAUCCGCACCUACCUGGUCAUCGACCCCCGGAGCCAGCAGCCGCCGCCGCCCAGCCACCACCUCCCCAAGCCCAAGGGGGAUGCGGCCCUGAAGAUGCGCGCGUCCGUGCGCAUGACCCGCUACCUGGAGUCCUGGGGGGCGGCGCGCCCCUUCGCGCACCUCAACCACCGCGAGAGCGUGAGCAGCAGUGAGACUCCGGUCCCCAACGGGCGGAGGCCCAAGGCCAUUCCCCUGCGGCGCCACCGGACCCCUGACAGAAGUACGUCCCCCAGGGGGCGGGCGGAGGACGACUCCUAUGAUGAUGAGAUGCUGUCAGCCAUCGAGGGGCUCAGCUCCACCAGGCCCUGCUGCUCCAAGUCCGAUGACUUCUACACCUUUGGGUCCAUCUUCCUGGAGAAGGGCUUCGAGCAGGAGUACCGCCUGGCGCCCAUCCCCCGGGCCCGCCACUACUUCGCCUGUGCCGGCCUCAUCUUCAUCUGCAUCCUGCUCGUCCAUGUCCUGCUGAUGCCCAGGACGGCGGCUCUGGGUGUGUCCUUUGGGCUGGUGGCCUGUGUGCUGGGGCUGGUGCUCAGCCUGUGCUUUGCCGAUGAGCUCUUGAGGUGCUGCCCGGCCUGGGGGCCGCUCCGGGCCGUCUCCGAGCGGGUGGAGACGCAGCCCCUGCUGCGGUUGUCGCUGGCGGUGCUGACCAUUGGCAGCGUGCUCACCGUCGCCGCCGUCAACCUGCCGCUGAUGCCUCUCCCAGCCCUGGGGCUGCCUGCUGGGAACGAGACGAGCCCGAGGGCCGUGAGCAGCAGGGAGAGGACCCUGUGUGAGCUCCUCCCGUAUUACACUUGCAGCUGCAUCCUGGCCUUCGUCGCGUGCUCCGUGUUCCUGCGGAUGAGCCUGGAGCUGAAGGUCGUGCUGUUGACAGUGGCCCUGGUGGCCUACCUGGUGCUCUUCAACAUCUCCCCGUGCUGGCAGUGGGGCUGCUGUGGCCACAGCCUGGGCAACCUCACCAUGACCAACGGCACCCUCAGGUGGGGCCCAAAGCCCUCACUGCCGGGACCCCAGUCCCUCUGCCCGUCUCGGCUGUGGCCCAUUCUAGCACCUUCUGUUUUGCUUGGAUGUCAUUUCAAGCUAAGCUCCCCACUCUGCUCGUCAUGGGAUCUGAAGACGACGAUCAACUUCUCCUUGGUCCUGUUCUACACGACCCUCAUCAUGCUCUGCAGACAGAUUGACUAUUACUGCCGCUUGGAUUGUUUGUGGAAGAAGAAAUUCAAGAAGGAACAUGAGGAGUUUGAGACCAUGGAGAAUGUGAACCGCCUUCUUCUGGAGAACGUCCUGCCAGCCCACGUGGCUGCCCACUUCAUUGGUGACAAGUUAAAUGAGGACUGGUACCAUCAGUCGUACGACUGCGUCUGUGUCAUGUUCGCGUCCGUGCCGGACUUCAAGGUGUUCUACACGGAGUGUGACGUCAACAAGGAGGGCCUGGAGUGCCUUCGCCUGCUCAACGAGAUCAUCGCUGACUUCGACGAGCUGCUGUUAAAGCCCAAGUUCAGCGGUGUGGAGAAGAUCAAGACCAUCGGCAGCACGUACAUGGCAGCUGCAGGGCUCAGCGUCCCCUCGGGGCACGACAACCAGGACCUGGAGCGGCAGCACGCCCACAUUGGCAUCAUGGUGGAGUUCAGCAUCGCCCUGAUGAGCAAGCUGGACGGCAUCAACAGGCACUCCUUCAACUCCUUCCGCCUCCGAGUCGGCAUAAACCACGGGCCUGUGAUUGCUGGAGUGAUUGGGGCACGAAAACCUCAGUAUGACAUCUGGGGAAACACGGUCAACGUUGCCAGCCGCAUGGAGAGCACUGGGGAACUUGGGAAAAUCCAGGUUACUGAAGAAACAAGUACCAUCCUCCAGGGCCUAGGUUAUUCUUGUGAGUGCCGCGGACUGAUCAACGUCAAAGGCAAAGGCGAACUGAGGACUUAUUUUGUCUGCACAGACACUGCCAAGUUUCAAGGGCUGGGGCUGAACUGAGAGGGCUUUUGGUAGAUGCAGAACAUGCUGGAAGCCAGUUUCCCUCCCUGAAGCAAGCCAAGGGGAAGACGCAGCCCUACAGCAGUCUCAAAAGCAUCCCAAGGGUUUGGCCACCACCCUGACAGACGGCGGUGCCUGGCUUCCUUGGAUGGGCACUAGAGGAUUUCUCGGAACGUGCGCCAGAGCCCGGCUUGAGGCGACCACUGAGCCUUAGCUUGCACAGGUGGCCAGAACCUCCACACCAGCGGAAUCUACAGCAUAGCCUCCAGCACAGCAGGAAAGGGCUCGUUUGUGGGCUUCAGACCCUCGUGCCCCUAGGUGCUGUGGAGGAGAUCGGAGAGCACUGACUCACACACACAUUCCCCUCACCGAGCUGCACAAGGGAGACUCGUCUUUUCCGGGUACAAGACCGAGACAAGUUGUCCAUCAUGGGUUGGGGACCCCUUCUCCCAGUGGACCAACUACAGGAUUCUCCACUUCUCACACAAGCAUUCGGGUAAAGAGAAUCGGAAAGGGUGUUUUAAACCUAUAAAAGGUUUCAAGCAGUAGGGAGAAAAACCCAUGAGGGACGCUUGUUCUUUCUUGCCAUCUCUGGCAUAUGUUUGUUUUAAAUGGAUACAUUGCUAAUGGAGGUUUUAUCCUUUUAAAUGACUUCUUAGGAGCUAGACAAAAUAUCUUCCCUCCAGUAUAUUCUUUGCCUUUUUAACCACUGACACAUAAGCAGCACUGCUGUCCAGUGCCGGCUUAUGGGAUUAGUCUGGCUGUGGACGGAGCUCUGAGGAAUGUGGCUCAUGGCAAGGCGGCAAGAAGCGACGUAGCUGUGGCUUUGAAUCACACCACUUUGAUGCCAACGUUUUGAGGUUUCAGAAAAGCCUAGAAAACAAGGCACCCCCUCUGAGCCCUUCCCUGACCACUCAUGCAUUUUGAGUAUUCCUCUGCAAUCUUCAACUAUACCUUAGUCUUUAUAUUGGCAAGGAAAGGAGUCUGUGUAGAGAGAACUUGGACAGCCUGUAGUAUUCUUUCCUUUUCUUUAGUCCUCGUCACUAACUUUGAAGCCCUUCAAAAGUAAAAGGUCCUACUCAGCAUCAGCACGUGUAGAGGUUCCUGUAUCUGGGAAGCCAGCAGCGUCACAAAUGCUGAGAUGGUCCUGUUCUGAACCGAGUGAACUAAGGCAAGUGCACAAAGCCAGGCCUGUGAGAUGAUGUCUUACAGUGCUUCACCUCUGAAAGAAUCAAAGCCAGCCUACAUUUCAGGGUGAGAAAUAAAUGCCCCUUCCUUUUUCUGAAUUGAAGAGCAUCCCAGGAUUGCUAAUACAGUUGAAUUUCGCUAGGUAGCAGUGAUUCUCAGCCGGAAGUCCUCUGUGAAGCCUCUGAAAUUAUACCGAAAAUCUUGGGUACAGGAAACUUCGAAAGAGCCGACGGGGUUGCAGACAGGUGACUAAGCAGCCCGGUCUGCCUGGGAUGGAGGGUCUGGGACGAGUGCCACCCUGCGUGCAGCCAAGGGCAGGGAGGGGGACUGAAACAGACCUGCUGUCUGCGCGUGCCGUGUCUUGCUGUGGGGCUUACCAGCCCCAGAAGGGGCGUAUUCUAAUUUGCACGAAGGUGCUGGCUGGGCUAGAGGCAGCUCUAUGUGCUGCAUGUAACUGGAAUAGGUCUGAAUAUGAACAAAUUACAAGAACUUGCUGUGUAAAGGAACUUAACGGCAAAAACGCUGGUAAGGGAAAUAAUCCUUACUGAAAUUGCCUUUUUUUAACACUUUUCAUACAAAGGGCUGGCUUCAGGUAAUGCUGUACUAAACUCUAUACUCUUCAGUCAGCGGUGACCAGGGCUGCUCAGCAGGGCCCCCGGGAAGUCAGCAAGGCUCUGUCGCUGCUCCAGGUGGGCGCGAGUCUGUGCUGGGCCUCUCUGAGGUGAACGUGCAGUUGCUUCUUUUCCUCCAGCAACAGAAAUCCCCAUGGGGAGUUUAAAAAAUCAGUUGCCAUUCAUGUAUUUUUCUUUAUUUCCAAUUAAAGCACUGAGCUCGGAAAAGAAUAUUCUGUAAGUUUUUCCUUUUUGAUGUUUAGAUCAUAGUGUGUAACUGACCAUACAAAUCACUGCAGUUAUUUUUUAUAAAUCUGUUUUCCAACUACCAAGCCAUUUCCUCAUCGGUGUCAUUUUGUUUUAUGAAAAGACAAGUAUCUUUUCUAACAAACGCUGACCUUCUCUAUGGGUCAAGGACUUGCUUAAAAUUUCUACUAAGGCAGCCUUACUGACUCCAGUGAAAAUCACACCUGAAGUUUUCUGGUUUACUUAUUAGGAAACGUUCCUCACAGAAAAGAUGAUCAUUAACCACUGUGUGCAUUGUGUAUAUAACAGGUGAAUGUACAGAAAUAUGCUUUGAGAAGGUACAUGCAAAUAACUAGGGGUUAUUCUGUAUACUGAAUAUUUAUAGAUCUGUAACAUUUGUUUCAAAAUGUUGUAUUUCAU
Molecule: messenger RNA, 6588 nt
Organism: Diceros bicornis minor
Lineage: Eukaryota; Metazoa; Chordata; Mammalia; Perissodactyla; Rhinocerotidae
Gene: ADCY7
Product: adenylate cyclase 7
Exons: 26
Coding region: 779-4123 (1114 amino acids)
Biological process (GO): adenylate cyclase-inhibiting G protein-coupled receptor signaling pathway; adenylate cyclase-activating G protein-coupled receptor signaling pathway; cAMP biosynthetic process
Cellular component (GO): plasma membrane
Molecular function (GO): adenylate cyclase activity
Source: RefSeq, a predicted model, not a curated record